Tachysurus vachellii is the source of this 3149-nucleotide messenger RNA. It is a transcript of the gene slitrk3a, whose product is annotated as SLIT and NTRK-like family, member 3a. The transcript is spliced from 3 exons. Gene Ontology annotation, cellular component: GABA-ergic synapse; postsynaptic density membrane. The coding region runs from base 468 to 3083 and encodes 871 amino acids. The record is from RefSeq and is a predicted model, not a curated record. Gene Ontology annotation, biological process: regulation of presynapse assembly; positive regulation of synapse assembly; axonogenesis. Lineage: Eukaryota; Metazoa; Chordata; Actinopteri; Siluriformes; Bagridae. Gene Ontology annotation, molecular function: protein binding.
GUUGUACUGUGUCUCCUCUGUGCGAAUCAACAGAGUUAAUGCUGCUGCUGCUCUACAGACACAAAGCUGUAUUUCCAUCAUUAUUUAAUCUGUACUGCAACCAUAGACCAACCUAACGGAGGAAGGAGAGAGGUAAAAACGGAUGUUGCAUUCUACUCACGUCUUCAUUUCUCCUCGUUUGCCUGGGAAGAGCAAGGAGACCUAGAGAAAGACAGAAAUUAUCACAGGAGAUGAUACUCAAGAAGGAGAGAUCCAACAAGCUUUAAACUCUUUCAUUCCCUUUUUUGUGGAAGCUACUGAAGUCCAUUAGGAAAAGAGUGCAUGUCUCCCUCCAGUUUAAAAAAACUGGAGCACCUGUCUCUACAACCAUCCUGGCACAGGAGAUGUAAAGUUGGAGCUCACUGAAAAAAAAAACAGAUGCAGUGAAGUGGCACCAAGCCAUAACUUCAUCAGGUUUUGGAGGAAGGAUGCUGUGGGUAACCCUGCUAAGCACAAUAGCUUUAGGGUGGACUACACCAAUCCCCUUGCUGGAUGAGUCUGAGGAAAUAGAUGAGCCUUGCUAUGACCCUUGCUACUGUGAAGUCAAGGAGGGUAUUUUUCAUGUUCACUGCGACAGCAAAGGAUUUACAAAUGUCAGUCAGAUUUCCCAAUCAUGGACAAGGCCCUUUAAGCUCAAUUUGCAGAGGAACUCCAUGCGCAAGCUGUAUUUUAACAGCUUCCUGCACCUCAACAAUGCUGUGUCACUCAAUUUGGGGAACAAUGCGCUACAGGACAUUCAUGCUGGUGCAUUCAAUGGGCUGAGCAUUUUGAAAAAGCUCUUUCUACAUGAGAACAAACUGGAGGUGUUCAGAAAUGACACUUUUCUUGGACUUGAGAGCCUUGAAUACCUUCAGGCAGAUUACAAUGUCAUAAAGAAGAUAGAAUGUGGUGCUUUUCGAAACCUGCACAAACUCAGAGUGCUUAUUUUAAAUGACAAUUUGAUACCCAUGCUCCCCAAUUUCUUAUUCAGGGCUGUAUCUUUAACGCACCUUGAUUUGCGUGGCAAUCGGUUAAAGACUCUUCCAUAUAAAGGGAUGCUGGAGUAUGUGGGUCGUAGUCUGAUGGAGAUUCAACUUGAAGAAAAUCCAUGGAACUGUGUGUGUGAGAUUGUACAGCUCAAAACAUGGCUGGAGAGAAUACCCUACACAGCUCUGGUGGGAGAUAUCACUUGCGAAUAUCCAUUUCACUUUCAUGGAAAAGAUCUCCGUGAGAUCAAAAGGAGCGAGCUAUGCCCCCUGCUAUCUGAAGCUGAGAUAGAAGUAAAGCUUGGCAUCCCAAGGCUUCCUUUCAGUCAUGAGAACAUGUGGCCCACCAAACCCUCGUCCAUGUUGUCUUCUUUUCAUAACACUGCCUCCUCAGUGGAGUACAGAGAAAGAUAUGUUAAGCCAACAAAACGUCCUAGACCAACAAAAACACCACCAACUCCACGAAGCCUUUAUCCUGGUCCAAACCAACCCCCUGUACCUGGCUAUCAAACAAGACCACCUAUUCCAAUAAUCUGCCCAACAGGAUGUAUGUGUAAUCUACACAUCAGUGACUUGGGACUCACUGUAAAUUGCAAAGAGAAAGGGUUUCACAACAUCUCUGAGCUCUUGCCACGGCCACUAAAUGCCAGAAAACUCUAUCUGAGUGGGAACUUGAUUCAGAAAAUAUACAGGUCAGAUUUUUGGAAUUUCUCCAGUUUGGAUUUACUCCAUUUGGGCAACAAUCGGAUAUCAUAUGUUCAAGAAGGUGCCUUCAUCAAUCUGCCCAAUUUGAAAAGUUUAUACUUGAAUGGUAAUGAUAUUGAAAGGUUGACUCCAGGCAUGUUCCGUGGUUUGCAGAUGCUAAGCUACCUUUAUUUAGAGUACAAUGUUAUUCGAGAUAUUCAACCAGCUUCUUUCAGCCUAAUGACAAACUUGCAACUAGUGUUUUUGAAUGACAACCUGCUGCGCACACUUCCUGCUGAUGCUUUUGCUGGCACCUCCCUGUCUAGGCUGAAUCUACGCAACAACUAUUUCCUGUAUCUGCCUGUGAGUGGAGUGCUGGAGCACCUUGACUCAAUUGUACAGAUUGACCUGCACCAGAACCCAUGGGAAUGCUCAUGUGACAUUGUUCCACUCAAGCAGUGGAUUGAGAAACUUAGCUCUGUCAUUAUGGUUGGAGAAGUAAUUUGCAAGACACCAGAGUUUGCUUUUGGCAAGGACCUUCGCACCUUGGACCUCGAGCUUAUCUGCCCAGAAAUGAAAUUUUCUGCUGCUUCACCUGGACUUGAUAAUGAUGUCACUUCUACCAGUGACUCUGGAUUAAGACAUGCCCCUUCCACAGGAGCCAUACCACUUUCUGUCCUCAUCCUCAGUCUUUUAAUCUUGUUCAUCUCUGCUGUCUUUAUUGCUGCUGGCCUAUUUGCUUUUGUACUAAGAAGAAGAAAGAAACUCCCAUUUAAAAAACGCCAGGAAAUGGUUGAUUUGACCGGGAUCCAGAUGCAGUGCCGGAUAUUUGAGGAACAACAAACCUCACCCGAGAAACCUGCUUCUAGUCAUGUUUAUGAUUACAUCCCUCACCCUGUUACUCAGAUGUGCAACAAUCCAAUUUACAAACCACGUGAAGGUGAAAUAGAUGAACAACAGUUUUCAGAGGCAAAGGAAAACAGCAGUAAUUAUCGAACUCUUUUGGAGAAAGAGAAGGAAUGGACUAUGGCUGUAUCAAAUUCUCAACUAAACACCAUUGUCACAGUCAAUCAGUCUGGAGAUGUGGCUGGAUUUCAUGAAAAUGGCAUGGUUUUCCCCACGGUGAUUGACAGCCAGAGACCAAAUCCAACCAUGGGGUUUGUAGACUGCCUUUACGGUACAGUUCCAAAAUUAAAGGACAUGCACGUUGCACAUGCACAUCCCCCUGGAAUGCAAUACCCCGACUUGCAGCAGGAUGCCAGAUUAAAAGAAACUCUACUUUUCACCGGGGUAAAGGGAUUUCCAGAAAAAAAUGAAUACCUCGAGUUAAGGGCCAAACUCCAAACCAAGCCGGAUUACCUCGAAGUUUUGGAAAAAUCGUCAUAUAGAUUCUGAUGACGGAAUAAGCUCAUUUCUGGAUAUAUAGCAACCCCAAACUGCGACCACUACAAAAAUAUUUAA